AAACCACACAUCGCUUACAGCCAGCCGUCGAUCCUCAAAUCCAUUUGGCAGGUUCACUAUAUAAGAGCUACCUUCUGAAACCGAAAAACCCUAGCCGGUUCUCUCCCACUUGGUCGCGUUGCUCUCGGCUGCUGAUCUUCCGCAAUGGCUUUCGCCAAAGCUCAGAAAUCAAGGGCUUACUUCAAGAGAUUUCAAGUCAAGUACAGGAGAAGGCGAGAGGGAAAGACCGACUACCGUGCCAGGAUUAGGCUCAUCAACCAAGACAAGAACAAGUACAACACACCCAAGUACCGGUUUGUCGUGAGAUUUACCAACAAGGAUAUUGUUGCUCAGAUUAUAUCUGCCAGUAUUGCUGGUGAUUUGGUUCUUGCUGCAGCCUAUUCCCAUGAGCUCCCACGCUAUGGGCUUGAAGUUGGUCUCACAAACUAUGCAGCAGCCUACUGCACUGGCCUACUCUUGGCUCGUCGUGUGUUGAAGAAGCUUGAAAUGGAUGACGAGUACGAGGGAAAUGUUGAGGCUACUGGUGAAGACUACUCUGUAGAGCCAGCUGAGAGCAGGAGGCCAUUCCGUGCUCUUCUUGAUGUUGGCCUGAUCAGGACCACCACAGGAAACCGUGUAUUCGGUGCCUUGAAGGGUGCUUUGGAUGGGGGUUUGGAUAUCCCUCACAGUGAAAAGAGGUUUGCCGGUUUCACCAAGGAUAGCAAGCAACUUGACGCUGAGAUUCAUCGCAAGUACAUUUAUGGUGGCCAUGUUGCUGCAUACAUGAGGACUUUGGCGGAGGACGAGCCAGAGAAAUACCAGAGUCACUUCAGUGAAUAUAUUAAGAAAGGCAUUGAAGCGGAUGACAUCGAGGAGGUGUACAAGAAAGUUCACGCUGCCAUCCGUGCUGAUCCUACAAUUAAGAAGACUGAAAAGCCGGCUCCUCAAGAGCACAAGAGGUACAACUUGAAGAAGCUUACCUUUGAUGAGAGGAAGAAGAAGUUGGUUGAGAGGUUGAAGGCCUUCAAUGAUGCUGGUAACGAUGACGACAGCGAUGAUGAUGAUGAGUACUAAGCAUUUGAUGGGAUUUGUGCUCUAGUUUGUUUCCCCCAGGUAGGACGUCUGUUAAAUUAUCCUCUAUAAGGUCUGUUAUCUGAGUUAGAAGCGCUACUAAAGUUUUGACAGUGUUGUUAUGCAAGUUAUAUUUUGUUUUGGCUAUCGCUACGUACCUCGACUAUCCACCCUUCGUCCCGUUUUCUACUAUCCAACUUUUCUAAUUACCAAAUCUUUUCUUGUAGUUGUCGUGGUCGGGAUAAAGCUGUGUAUUUUCAGUUGAAACCAUGAAUUUUAUGCUUAUGUGGUUUUUAUCC
Pyrus x bretschneideri (Chinese white pear) is the source of this 1349-nucleotide messenger RNA. RefSeq names its product 60S ribosomal protein L5. Gene Ontology annotation, molecular function: structural constituent of ribosome; 5S rRNA binding. Gene Ontology annotation, cellular component: cytosolic large ribosomal subunit; ribosome. The coding region runs from base 145 to 1053 and encodes 302 amino acids. The record is from RefSeq and is a predicted model, not a curated record. The transcript is spliced from 9 exons. Gene Ontology annotation, biological process: ribosomal large subunit assembly; translation. Lineage: Eukaryota; Viridiplantae; Streptophyta; Magnoliopsida; Rosales; Rosaceae.